UCUCUCUCUCCCUCUCAACAUUCUACACUCUUCCCUGCGCCAUUCACCUUAAAAUUCAAUGGCACAAAGAGCUUCAAACAUGGGUCUAACCCUAGUCCUGUUUGCGCUAAUGUGGGCUUAUUGUUCAGCGCAACUUCCUUGCCAGCCCUCAAUUGUUAGCCUCCAAUCAUGCAUUGGUUUUAUCACGAGUAACUCCUCGACUCCGUCUCCUCAGUGUUGCACUCAGCUUGCAAGUUUGGUUCAGACUCAAGCUCAGUGUAUGUGCGCAUUACUUAAUGUUGCACCUCAACUCCCGAUUCCUAUAAACAGAACUCAGGCUAUCACUCUUCCAGGUGCUUGCAACAUCCAGGCUCCACCCCUUAGCCAAUGCAACGCUCCUGCUGGAAUCCCUACAACUCCAUCUGGACCGUUGAUUCCUACAGCUGGAUCGCCGCAGGAAGCACCAGCACCAACUUCUCCGGCCACACCAUCAGAUGCUACUGCUCCACCGGCUCCCUCGACUCCAUCAACGACAGCAGGAGUUCCUGCAUCUAAAGGAGGAUCGAAGGCAGGUGCGACUACUAAAGGCCCACAAUCUUCAUCGGCUACCAAGUUCACCCCUUCUUUCUUCUUCUUCUUCUUUACUUUGGUGGUUUCAGCUAUCUCUAGCUUCUAAGUCUCCAUUGCCAGUAUAUUGCGGUCAUAUGUAUUUUUUUUUUCUAUUUCAGUGUUUUUAUUUUUUUGAGUUGUAUUGCUUGUAUUUUAUUCUUAUAGUAGUGUGUAUCUAUGAGUGAAAAUAUUCAUUAUUGUGAACUAAUAGAUUUUUGGG
Messenger RNA from Asparagus officinalis (garden asparagus), 808 nucleotides. Its product is annotated as non-specific lipid-transfer protein-like protein At2g13820. The coding region runs from base 59 to 655 and encodes 198 amino acids. The record is from RefSeq and is a predicted model, not a curated record. Lineage: Eukaryota; Viridiplantae; Streptophyta; Magnoliopsida; Asparagales; Asparagaceae. The transcript has 2 exons.